CUUCCGCUGGGGCAGGAGACACCCACAGCCUCAUUCUCUCAACAGUGAAGAAGGGUGCGAUUUAAAAAAAAAAACAAACUCUGCUGCUUGCCAUCACUCGGUCGACUCCCCUGUUGUCCUCUGCCACAACAGCACGGACUUUGGAUCCCUUACGUCGCCGCAAUGUGUAAAGGACUUGCAACACUUCCUGCAACAUGCCUGAAAAGUGCAAAAGACAUCAAGCACAAAAUCAGCUUCUUACUGCAGAAGCCUGAAGCCCAAGAGGCAGAUCAGAAGCAGCAGAAGCAGCAGAAAGAGAAGACAUCAUCUGCUGCAAAGAGGGUGCCGUCUGCAACCGAGGUGAAGAAAUGGAAGGAGUCCUUCAGCCACGUCAUGAGCAGUGAGAAGGGCCGGGCGGUCUUCGCCAGCUUCCUGCGGUCCGAGUUCAGUGAGGAGAACAUGCAUUUCUGGCUGGCCUGCGAGGACUACAAGAAGACAGCACCUCCCAAACUGGUGACGAAAGCCAAGCAGAUCUACCGGCAGUAUGUCGAGACGGACGCGCCUCAGGAGGUGAACUUAGACGCGGCGACCAGAGAAGAGACGAGGCAGAACAUGGAGAACGCGUGCCCGUCCUGUUUCGACGAGGCUCAGCGGGUGAUCUACGUCUUGAUGGAGAAGGACUCCUACAGGCGCUUCCUGAAGUCCAAGCGGAUCGAGGGCCCGUUUCAGACGCAGGCCACGGUGGAGAGGAAGGAGAUGAAACUGUGCAAUUUUGCAGAGGACAGGCAGGUGUUGGCCGGCGGCGCAUAAGAGUGCAAGGCGAGAAGGGGUUUGGGUUUGAUCCUUCUCUUGUUGAGGUUUAGAAAGAGCAGUGGUAUAGACGGGGGGGUGGGGCUUUAAGGUUCACAUGAGCUGACUUUUGUUUAUUUUUUUGAUACUUCUUCUUGCCCGACAGAUUUCCAUUGUCAUUGAAAAAAACGGGGUUUCUGGGGCCGACGUUCGCGCGUUCAUUGUUCGGCCGUCAGCUAUCCUGUAUUCUUUUUUUUUUUUUAAACUCGCGAUGGUUGACGUCGGCGUCUGAAUAAAUAUUUAAUAUUUGAAUGUGCACAUUAUACGGAUGUGUCAAUGUUUGCAUUGUGAAGUGUAACCGUUGCCUCUGCUUUUACCGCAAAAGCAAACACGCUGCUCUCCGCGCUCACGCCGACGCUGUAUCGACGUGACGGGACGCGAUCUAAAAAGCUACCUCCGCCCGACAGGAAACACCUUCAGGCGACGCCGCCGGGCUCCACCUGUGUGUGUGUGUGUGUGUGUGUUCGUCGACUUCCUCAUCAGUGUUAAAAAUGUUGUUGUUAUGUAAUUCAAAGAUUUGCAAGAAUAUAGUUAUACAUUUAAAAAAAGAAAAAAAAAAGUACAAAAAAAAGAAACAAAAUAAAGAGAAUAUCAUGAAACCAGAACAGCUGAUGUGGACAUGUUUAUUUAUUAUGAUUUCAUCAUGUCCUGCAUGUUGUGUAACGAUUGUGACUAGUUUAAUGGAUUUUUCAUCCAGAUCAUACUAAUGCAUUUAAAUGGUUAGUUCUGUGAUUUGUGCAAAAUCUGUAUUUUCUAGGUGGCUUUCCGUGUUUUGUUGGGAUGUACACCGAUGACAGUAAACGACGUCUGUGAAGCAAAUAAUUGUCGUUUAUCUAUUGUAUAUGUGCGAUUAUUACACAAAUAAAGUCACGUUUCUCAUCAUCUGA
Solea senegalensis (Senegalese sole) is the source of this 1715-nucleotide messenger RNA. Its product is annotated as regulator of G-protein signaling 4-like. The record is from RefSeq and is a predicted model, not a curated record. The transcript is spliced from 5 exons. Lineage: Eukaryota; Metazoa; Chordata; Actinopteri; Pleuronectiformes; Soleidae. The coding region runs from base 163 to 789 and encodes 208 amino acids.